AUGGAAGUCCUGGACGAGUUUGACCACGAGUUCCCCCAGAGCGUGACCUUCUGCGAGCCCAUCUCCGCGGAGGCCUUCGAGAGGCAGGCGGCCACCUACACGGAGCGCGCGCUGCGCCGCCUCUUCCGCAGCGUGGACCGCAACCCCGCGCUGGCCGAGCGGGUGGUGCGCAGGGGCAAGCAGGCCGAGUGCGAGCAGCGCGGGCUCCUCUCCUUCCUGCGGGCCAAGUUCUUCCACGCCGUCCAGGGGGAGCUGAACUGCUGCAACCGCGUGGGGGCCCUGGAGCUGCGCCAGCGUCUGGAGCGCCUCAAAAGGCGCAUCCACCGCGUGCAUCUCUACUCCCAGGACGCCAGGAAGAAGAGAAGGAAGCCCAAACCGAAGAAGCCAGAACCCAUCCUCCGGCGGGAGCGGGCGACCUCCCCGUGCCUGCCACCCACCCCGCUGCCACCUCUGCCUCUGCCGCCACCUGCCACCACCAUGGUCUCCGUGGUGGCCUCGUCUCCGCCCGUCUACACCAUGCCCAGGGUGUUUGGCCCGUUCCCGUCGCUGCCCAACAAGUCGAUGGAGAAAUUGGGAGUUUCCAGUUCCGAAGUGAAGUUAAAGUGGACUGGUCUGUCAUCCAACCCCAAGAGGCACAUGGUCGACCUGACGCCGUUGGUCCUGAACCCCAGAGGCUUCCAUUUUUCCUAUCUGUCGGGCAACGGCACGUGCAAGCUCCAGUGUCCUCGCUUCCCCUGGAAUCCCCACUGUGGUGGCUCCCCCAACACCAAGGAGGCUCCGUCCCCACCACUGAAGACCUCCAUCUUCACCCCGCCAGUCCUACUGAAGUUCCAGGCCAUGCCCAGACCCAGUGACGACUCGGAGAACGAUUUUGGCAACACGGAGUCUGUGCCUCAUGGCAGGAGCCCUUGA
Messenger RNA from Choloepus didactylus (southern two-toed sloth), 912 nucleotides. RefSeq lists its product as uncharacterized. The transcript has 6 exons. The coding region runs from base 1 to 912 and encodes 303 amino acids. NCBI's taxonomy places the organism in Eukaryota, Metazoa, Chordata, Mammalia, Pilosa, Megalonychidae. The record is from RefSeq and is a predicted model, not a curated record.